AUGGAAGCUGAAAUCCUUAUCAUCCCGUUCCCUCAUCCCGGCCAUAUCUUCCCGGCGACUGAGCUGGCCAACCACCUCGCCGGACGUAAUCUCCGUAUAACCCUCCUCCUACCAUCCACCUCUUCUUCCGUCUCUCUCCACCCUCUGAUCCGCAUACAUGAGUUCUCUGUUCCCUCUCUAAUCCGCUUCCGUCCUGGCCUUCUAGAAGAGAUCAUCAUCCCCCUUCUCACUAAGCUUUCUUCUUCUUCUCGUCCUCUUUGUGCCAUCGUUGACGAGAUGAUGGGCUGGAUUUUUGACACAUGCCAAGAACUCAAAAUCCCAACCGUUAGUUUCUUCACCUCCAGCGCCUGCUCCGCCGCAUUGGAACACGCCACGUCGAGGUUUCCCAAGGACGAGGUUAACCCUAGUCGGCUUCUCACUAUUCCGGGUCUGCCAGAUGAUAUGGUCUUGACCGCAUCCGAUAUGACUCACCUGGGCCCGCCACCACGUUUUCAGAGAAACACUGGGCCCGGUGGACCGGAUGGGCCGUCCCGUAAUCAUGGGCCGAGGAAGAGGGGCUUAGUGGCCUCAAGCAGCACGGUGGCUUUCCUUAUGAACACGUGCGACGAGCUCGAGCGUGUGUUUUUGGAUUAUUUGGCGGCGGAGGCCGGGAAGCCGGUCUGGUGCGUGGGUCCUUUGCUUCCGGUCCGGUUCUGGGAGACGACGGGGUCUGGUUUGGUUCGAGAUGGGGAGGUGCGUGCCAAGCUCGAGUCAAGCGUCAGUGAGAAGGACGUGAUCGAGUGGUUGGAUGGGAAGCCACGUGGGUCGGUGAUCUACGUGUCAUUCGGGUCCCUGGUGGCCCCCACGGAGGAGGAGUUGAUCGAGCUGGCUGCGGGGCUUGAGGACUCGAACCAGCCUUUCAUUUGGGCCGUCCAGGCUGGGACCGAGAUCGUGAAAAAUGGCUUCUUCUCUCGGGAUGAGUUCGCACACCGGACUAAAGGAAAAGGGCUGGUGAUCAAUGGGUGGGCCCCGCAGCUCCUGAUCUUAAGCCACGUGGCGACCGGAGGCUACGUGUGCCACUGUGGCUGGAACUCCACGCUGGAAGCACUCGGUUGUGGGGUCCCAGUGCUGACGUGGCCAGUGCGUGGGGAUCAGAUACUCAACGCCAAACUGAUGACGAACCGUUUAAAGGUGGGAUUACCGAUCAAAGCCGAAGCCGACGCGGUGGUGACACGUGCUGACGUGGCGAAUGGCAUCAAGAAGCUGAUGGCCGACGACGAGGUCAAGAAACGGACAGCUUCCAUCAGAUCCAUCUUCUCCCAAGGAUUUCCCAAGAGCUCCUCUGCUUCUCUAGAUGUUUUUGUUAAUUUCCUCACUACUAGUACUAAGUACUAA
Messenger RNA from Dioscorea cayenensis subsp. rotundata (Guinea yam), 1374 nucleotides. RefSeq names its product UDP-glucose flavonoid 3-O-glucosyltransferase 7-like. Gene Ontology annotation, molecular function: UDP-glycosyltransferase activity. The transcript has a single exon. Lineage: Eukaryota; Viridiplantae; Streptophyta; Magnoliopsida; Dioscoreales; Dioscoreaceae. The record is from RefSeq and is a predicted model, not a curated record. Bases 1 to 1374 code for a protein of 457 amino acids.